This is a messenger RNA of Mercenaria mercenaria, 3490 nucleotides long. RefSeq lists its product as uncharacterized. NCBI's taxonomy places the organism in Eukaryota, Metazoa, Mollusca, Bivalvia, Venerida, Veneridae. The coding region runs from base 160 to 1623 and encodes 487 amino acids. The transcript has 2 exons. The record is from RefSeq and is a predicted model, not a curated record.
GGUGGAUAGCAUGAUCAUCCAGAUUUACCGCGUUAUUAUAAGCAAAUAUUGUAGAACUCUUUAAAAUAUAACAGGUAUGGACUACAAAAGUGAUUAGUCAGCCAUUACGGUAAGACAGUUUGGAUGACUGCAUAAAUUAAACACAAAAUUCCAAAUACCAUGGAGUUGUAUACAAAUGAGUCUAUUCUUAUAUCAAGAGUACUGGGUCAUCUUGGUUACGGUAAAGAAAUGGUAGCAUUUAGACAUAAUGUGUCCAAAAGAUUAGAAUCAGUAAUGAGAAAUAUGCUUAGUUCUGAAAUACAGUUACACGCUAUUUUAGCCGGAAGCAAAGGAGAGGGACUGACUGCUCCACUAGAGAGUGAUUAUGAUAUCAUGGUUGUAUAUUCCGAUGUAAUUUGUAAAGAAUAUCUAGACUCAGUGACAAAUAGAGGAGAAAUGACUGUAUUUAACUUAGACAUGAAAUAUGCAGCUCCUGGUUAUACUUAUCUCCGAGCCAUAAACCUCAAUGACAAUAACCUAACCACGAAGUGUUUGCGAGAAUAUCUUGCAGAACUUUCGCCAGGUUAUCUGUACCUAUCGAGUGACUUUUGGAAACAUGGAAUGAAAAAAAAUUUAACACAAUGUUCUCUUUUACAAGGAAAUCAAGACUUUGAAACAGUAGAUCGGGAAAACCAUGGUCCAUCAACCACAGUGACAUUGUAUAAUACAGUACCGUCUGAUUUGGUUUACGCGUUUUCUUGUGAAUGUCCUAGCUAUUUAAGGUCGUGGUCCAAUAGACAACGAUUUAAUCAGUGGCCUUUUGACGGUGUUAUAAGAGAAGUUUCUGAAUCAGAAUCCAACGUGGUUCCUGUAGGAAAUAUAUUUAGUAGUAUGCAAUUCUUAGAAUGGAGAAUUUGCUUCACAAAAGGGGAAAUUAUAUUGGUUCAAAGUCUGAACGAUUGCCUUACAAAAUGUCUUAUCUUACUGAAGCAGAUUACUAGAAUUGCUCUGAAACCUUUGUGUAAAGAUAUGACUUCUUACAUUGUAAAGAAUGUAAUCUUUUGGAUUGCAGAAUUAAACGACUAUGAGUACUUUAAAGAAAAUAAUUUGAGUCUGGUACUAAAAUUAGCUUUGUUGUUUCUCAAACAAUGUGUUUGUAGAAAUAAUUUACCAAGCUAUAUGAUACCUGAAAGAAACUUGCUGUCAGACAGGCUGACAGUCGAUCAGAGAGCCAACAUUUGUAUGAGAAUAGAUUAUCUACUAAAGGAGGGACCUGUGAUGGUAUACAGAUGGCGGAAAUUCAGACAUGCCUUCAUUAUGCUCUACCGUUCGCCAGAAGAGUUCUACAAGUUAUCAAAAAGACGACAUCUUGCUCAAAAGUUGUUCCUAUUAAAGGAUGAAUAUAGUUUACGAAUAAUUACCAGGUCAUUUAGUAGUGUCGGGGAGUUGAUGAGAGCUGUAUAUAACGAUGACCUUUUUGUAUUGUUGGCGUACAUAAGUGCCAAAUGUAUUCAUGAAGAAAACAACAUAACAAAAGACGACGCCAGAAUGUUUUUUGAGAAAAAAGAAAAAUUCAUAAGUUAUCUUCGUGAUAAUGGAUCUCGGUUAAUAAGAAAUAGUCAUACUAACAAGUAUUUGGCUUGAAAUAUUCAUCCGCCGGUAAUCAGUGAUGCAAGCGGUUCUAUAUGAAAACGUUAAGUGUAGACACUGAUUUCUUGACAAAAUGUUAAAAUGAAUGUCAUAUAUGUAGGUCCGUAAUGUUUUUAUACGGUAUAUACUUGUCUUAAUGUAAUUGUGGUAACUGGCAUAUUUAUAUUUCUAUAAUAUUAGGUGACUCACUUUUUCACCAAUUGCCGAUUAUACUGUUAUGGUAUAGACAAUGUAAAUGUUCAUAUAAUUGUUUGUUUAGCUAAUUCAACGCAAAGGACAAAAAGCUCAAUCUCAGUAAUUAUGCACAAGAAGAAAAUAAUUUUUCUGCUUUAUCGAAGGGAACAUUUUGACAUCUACUGCUAAUAUUGAGGUCCAAACCCAUUUUGUAUUUCUAUGAAAACUUAAAGUUAAUAAUUGUAUGUAGCAUAAAGAGCAUAGUAAAAUUUCUCAUAAAUUAUUGUAAUAACGAUGUGGUAGAACGUCAUGUUUACGUAUCAACAGUUUAUCCGUCUGGAAAAUUUAAAUCUCCCAACAACAGAUAUUUUCACAAAACUGUGAAUACAGCUAUGUAAGACAAACAGUGCAUUUGCUUUGGAAGAAGACAAAGCAAACAAACCAAAAAAUGGCUUGAGGGCGUUGAUGGUAGCAUGCAUUUCUACUACCGUCCAUGAACAGGCUCAAACCGAGCCUGUAACAUUUUCGUUUUUGUCGAGUUGAGCGACCUGUGGAGUUUCCACUUUUUCUAUUUGAUGCAGAAAUGUAAAAAUACUGGAGAUAUUUCACGGAACCAGAUUUGUUAGACAUAGGGCAAUAUGCUUUUUUUGAGGAAUGGAAUUGUUUAGCAAAUAAUCUAGGCCUUCGAGUGGUUUAUCGUCUGAUUUACACGGUUCAGAAUUCAGAUGCGUAGGAAUUGAACCACGAGGGCGUUAGCCCGAGUGGUUAAAUACUGAAGCAUCUGAACGAUGAACCGUGGUAAAUAAGACGAUAAUUCAAAAGAAGGCCUAGAUUAUUUUCAUUCUGACAUGCUCAUUGAUAUAUUUUAAUAAAUAUUUUGCUGGACUUCAUUUACGCGAGGAGUAAUGUAUCAGACGUCGCGCGGCAAUUUGACGUCAUAAUUGAUGUCAUAAUGCUCUCGCAGGUCAACCGUUGUUUAUCGCAGAAUAUACAGAGCUUGAUUUCCUUCUUUGUUUAACUGGACAUCUAACCGAGUCAUGUUAGAAUAACUAAUAUGUAAUAUUUGGCUCAAGUUUUAUAACAUAUAACUUUACAUAAAACAUACUUUAUAUUAUUUUAAUUUCAGUUAUAUUGCUUGUGAAAUCCACGGUGAAAACUUCAUACAUCAGUAUAAGUUUACAAUGUUUCAAUUUCAUCUUAUGUGCAAUAAAUAUUAUAAUAUUAAGUACUUUUUAGAGUUAUGCCCUGCAUAAAAAUCAAUAAAGAAAGAUAACUGUAAAAAAAGUAAGGUACAGUAGAGCUAUGGUCCUUGUACACUGCUGCGGAACCCUUUACAGAUACUUUAAACUCCAUCAUCAAAAAGGGCAUGUUUAAACUGAUUCAAGCACGGGAAUAACUUUUAUGAUCGCCAAGUAGCAUUUAAAUACAGCUAGAACGCAAUCAAGCAAAACUUGUUUCAUGAGACGUAAUGAAAAGUGCAAUACACCUUAUUUGCCCUAGCAAUGGCUUGAUGGGAACUUUGUACUGUUCUUCGAUUGCCAAAAGGACUAAAAAGUUUACAUUUAUGGUCACUACAUGGCAUAAUGACGUGUUGCGAUAGUUAAUAAAUAAGAUUCUUUAGGAUUGUUAAUGGAGAUUAAAUUGUUUUACUGUAAUUAAUCAUGAAAAAAGCUUUACAAUAAACAUG